Messenger RNA from Pteronotus mesoamericanus, 3483 nucleotides. RefSeq names its product solute carrier family 38 member 7 (gene SLC38A7). NCBI's taxonomy places the organism in Eukaryota, Metazoa, Chordata, Mammalia, Chiroptera, Mormoopidae. The transcript has 12 exons. The record is from RefSeq and is a predicted model, not a curated record. Gene Ontology annotation, biological process: amino acid transmembrane transport. Gene Ontology annotation, molecular function: L-asparagine transmembrane transporter activity; L-glutamine transmembrane transporter activity. The coding region runs from base 370 to 1761 and encodes 463 amino acids.
GUUCACGUGUCUUCGCAGCCGGCUGAGGCAUGAACCACCGAGGAGUGAGAGCCGCUCAGUGCCCUGAACUUUGCUGACGAGCACAGAAACAGCUCCAACUCUUCACUCUGCUGACAGCACAUUUUAAGUAAAGCCUUGAGGAAAAGGAAAAAAAAAAAAAAAAAAGACAAGAAAAAUUUGGGGCCAGAGAGAGAAGUGAGGAAAUCAGAGCCCAGAUCUUUGCAGAGAUCCUCCACCGUAGCCGGUCAGGUGGAAGAGCAGGCUGAGAAGAGCCAGAGCCCACAGGCCUCCCAGGCAGACAGCGCCGAACAGGGGAUGUGGUCGUGAGGCGGAAUCUGCAGGCCCUGCAGAGAGGGGGCUCUCAGGACCAUGGCCCAGGUCAGCAUCAACAGUGACCUUGGCGAGUGGGGCUUCAGCGCGGACGCUGGGGAGCGGGCCCGUCUGCUGCAGAGUCCCUGUGUGGACUCGGACCCUAAGAACGAGGGGGAGGCCUCUCCUGAGAGUCCGAGCAGAGGUGCCACAUCCGCAUUUGGGGCCAUCUUCAUCGUCGUCAACGCCUGCCUGGGUGCAGGAUUGCUCAAUUUCCCGGCAGCCUUCAGCACUGCCGGGGGCGUGGCAGCCGGCAUCACCCUGCAGAUGGGCAUGCUGGUUUUCAUCAUCAGCGGCCUCGUCAUCCUCGCCUACUGCUCGCAGGCCAGCAAUGAGCGGACCUACCAGGAGGUGGUGUGGGCCGUGUGUGGCAAGGUGACAGGCGUGCUGUGUGAGGUCUCCAUUGCCAUCUAUACCUUCGGCACCUGCAUCGCCUUUCUCAUCAUCAUCGGGGACCAGCAGGACAAAAUUAUAGCUGUGUUGGCAAAGGAGCCCGAGGGGGCCGGUGGCAGCCGCUGGUACACAGACCGCAAGUUCACCAUCAGCCUCACUGCCUUCCUCUUCAUCCUGCCCCUUUCCAUCCCCAGGGAGAUCGGCUUCCAGAAAUACGCCAGCUUCCUGAGCGUCGUGGGCACCUGGUACGUCACUGCCAUCGUAAUCAUCAAAUACAUCUGGCCGGAUAAAGAGAUGACCCCAGGGGACAUCCUGACCAGGCCAGCUUCCUGGAUGGCUGUGUUCAAUGCCAUGCCCACCAUCUGCUUUGGAUUUCAGUGCCACGUGAGCAGUGUGCCCAUCUUCAACAGCAUGCGGCAGCCCGAGGUGAAGACGUGGGGCGGGGUGGUGACGGCCGCCAUGGUCAUAGCCCUCGCCGUGUACAUGGGCACAGGCGUCUGUGGCUUCCUGACCUUCGGCGCCUCCGUGGACCCCGAUGUGCUCCUGUCCUAUCCCUCCAACGACAUGGCCGUGGCCGUGGCCCGCGCCUUCAUCAUCCUGAGCGUGCUCACCUCCUACUCCAUCCUGCACUUCUGCGGCCGGGCGGUGGUUGAAGGCCUCUGGCUGCGCUACCAGGGGGUGCCGGUGGAGGAGGACGUGGGGCGGGAGCGGCGGCGGCGAGUGCUGCAGACGCUGGUCUGGUUCCUGCUCACCCUGCUGCUGGCCCUCUUCAUCCCCGACAUCGGCAAGGUCAUCGCAGUCAUCGGAGGCCUGGCCGCCUGCUUCAUCUUCAUCUUCCCAGGGCUGUGCCUCAUUCAAGCCAAACUCUCUGAGAUGGAGGAGGUCAAGCCAGCCAGCUGGUGGGCGCUGGUCGGUUAUGGAGUCCUCUUAGUCACCCUGGGAGCCUUCAUCUUCGGCCAGACCACAGCCAACGCCAUCUUCGUGGAUCUGUUGGCAUAACCGCAGCCUCCCAGGGAACACAUGGCCUUUGCCCUUGCACCCGGGAAGCCGUCUCUUGGAGCUGCAGGGCCCCCUGACCCUGCCGUCGUUCCCCUUUGCUGGUGGCCUGACAGCGGGACAUCCUUUCCCAGGCAUGGAGCUGGGGCGAAAUCAGGCCCCACCCCUCUGGACCGCCCACACAUGGCCCCCUGUCCUGGCAGUGCCGUGGAUGGUGGAGUGGUGUCACAGAGGGAACCCCCCUCAGCUCACAACGUCUCCAUGCCUGGGACCCGUGGGUGCAGGGGGUCAGCAGGUCUCGGAAGAAGGAAUCCAGCCUGACUUCGCUCUGGAGGAGGGCAGGCAGGAAGCUGCUGUCCCCCUCAGAGCAGCCUGUGCCGAGCAGGCACUAUGCUCCCUCCCCGGGACUCAGCACCUGCUCCAGGCUGUCAGCAGACCGGCCGGCAGUGGCUUCCUCUGGGAUCUGGCAAUUUCCAAAGGUAGCCCUGGAUUCACACAGAGGCUCAGAGGCAGAUAGAGUUCACACCUAGUCCACUCCCUCCUGGGCCCACAGUGAACCUACAGCCCUCUUUCCCGUGGGUACGUGACAUUGGGGCCUCGCCCAGGGUCUUCCCCUAAACCUGAGGGUCCAGGCAUCCUUCUCUUCCAUCCCCAGACAUCACCAAGUCUUAUGUUUACAAACGGUGCCAGCCCGGCUCAGCCAGGGGCCGGGGCCAGGGGCCGUCCGUGCCACGGUGCUGUGAGUACUCCUCCUCAGCUUCCCCCAUGGCGGGGAGUCUUUCUCAGAUUCCAGGUGGGCCCCUCUUUUCAGAGGUUCAAACACGGGUGAUGGAGAAGGCUAGGUACCUUUUAGACCUGUGCAGGCUGGGCUGGUCAGGCUCAAGGCGAACCUGUCUGGUAUCUACUCCUUCAGUGUCUGCUUCUCUCCGCCCUCCUGCCAACCCUAGCAUGGUAGCCCACAGACAAGCAAGGCAGCUGAUGGGUCGCUGGGCAACGCUGAGAGCUGCAAACGCCAGCCUGGACGUUUUCCUUUCCAUCUGGAUCUUGUCUGCUCCUUCUCCCACCCAUCGCUCUUCCCCUCCACCCCGUUUUUCAGCCCUGCUCACUAAGUAUUGGGGAGGGGUUGACAAACCUCUCGUCCACCUCCUCAGCUCCACACACCACCAGGUUUGGUCUUGGUGGCCUGUCGGUCACAUUGAGAUCACACCUGGAUUGUGCCCCAGGAGGGUGAGGAGGGACGCUACUCUCCCACUCUGUGUUCUUAUUCUGAACACCUGGGCCCCUCACUGGCCAACACCAGGCACCAGCUGAGGCCGCCUCCGCCCGGAACACCCAGCGUGCCCCUGGCCCCUCUUCCCAAAACCUCUGCACUGGGGCAGUGGGUGAGGGACCCGACCCAGCAGCCCAGCACUCAGGACAGCCAGAUGUGAGCCGCAGAGGCUGGAUGGAUUCUGCCCAGUCCCCAGACUAGGCGACCUGCCUUUCCUUGCCUCCGGGCCCCUGGGGCCAGAGCCGCUCUGCAGCUUUCCCUCGGCGCCCCCACCUUCCCCGGGGCUGGGCUUCCUGGGUGGAGGGAGCUGAGGGCGUCGACACAGAGGCCGGACCAGUCGGGAAAGGGGCUGGGAUUUGGCCCGGCCCACACUCAGGAGCCCCUACCCUCCCUGCCAGGGCAUUUCACUUUCUUUUCUACAGUCCAGGGAAGAUGGUAAAUAAAGAGGGACUUGU